GAUGUCUGCGCAGCGGUUAAUUUCUAACAGGACCUCCCAGCAAUCUUCAUCUAAUUCUGAUUACACCUGGGAGUAUGAGUAUUAUGAGAUUGGACCGGUUUCCUUUGAAGGACUGAAGGCUCAUAAAUAUUCCAUUGUGAUUGGAUUCUGGGUUGGUCUUGCAGUCUUCGUGAUCUUUAUGUUUUUUGUGCUGACCUUGCUGACCAAGACAGGAGCUCCACACCAAGAUAAUGCAGAAUCUUCAGAGAAGAGAUUCAGAAUGAACAGCUUUGUGUCAGACUUUGGAAGACCCUUGGAGCCAGAUAAGGUGUUUUCUCGCCAAUGCAAUGAGGAAUCCAGGUCUCUCUUUCACUGCUACAUCAAUGAAAUAGAGCAUUUGGACAGGGCCAAAAUUUGUCACCAGACCACAGCCCUGGACAGUGAUGUCCAGCUCCAGGAAGCCAUCAGGAGCAGUGGGCACCCAGAAGAAGAGCUUAACAGGCUCAUGAAGUUUGACAUUCCCAACUUUGUGAACACGGAUCAGAACUCAUCCUUUGGGGAGGAUGACCUCCUGAUUUCUGAACCACCUAUUGUUCUAGAAAAUAAGCCAGUUUCCCAGACCUCACACAAAGGUCUAGAUUGAGAAACAGGCUUUGUGAGGUGUCUUCCUGAAGAUGUGAGCUCUGUCUUCAUGUAACAAUUGUGUGCGAGAGAAAUUCUUCUAUUCAAAUUCUACAAUUGUGUGUG
Molecule: messenger RNA, 726 nt
Organism: Ochotona curzoniae (black-lipped pika)
Lineage: Eukaryota; Metazoa; Chordata; Mammalia; Lagomorpha; Ochotonidae
Gene: MRAP2
Product: melanocortin 2 receptor accessory protein 2
Exons: 3
Coding region: 2-622 (206 amino acids)
Biological process (GO): regulation of adenylate cyclase-activating G protein-coupled receptor signaling pathway; protein localization to plasma membrane
Cellular component (GO): endoplasmic reticulum; plasma membrane
Molecular function (GO): type 4 melanocortin receptor binding; type 3 melanocortin receptor binding; signaling receptor regulator activity
Source: RefSeq, a predicted model, not a curated record